Diachasma alloeum is the source of this 1859-nucleotide messenger RNA. RefSeq names its product DDB1- and CUL4-associated factor 11. Lineage: Eukaryota; Metazoa; Arthropoda; Insecta; Hymenoptera; Braconidae. Gene Ontology annotation, biological process: proteasome-mediated ubiquitin-dependent protein catabolic process. Gene Ontology annotation, cellular component: Cul4-RING E3 ubiquitin ligase complex. The transcript has 10 exons. The record is from RefSeq and is a predicted model, not a curated record. The coding region runs from base 302 to 1774 and encodes 490 amino acids. Gene Ontology annotation, molecular function: protein binding.
AUGGAGCGCCACACUAGCACCAGAGUUUUCCAACGUCAUUGGUGGAAAUCAACUUUCCAACUUGUGUUUAUCAACUGAAAAGUCAAGGAAAAAAACAUUUCAAUCAGUAUAUAGUGUGACUGAUUGUAACUGUGUUCGUAACUACGACUGACGUUUAGUUAUCAUUCUAUCGCUAGAUUUUGAACAUGUCGUAAAGGUUCAAUCCUCAAGUUAUCUUACAAGCAUUAGAUGAAUUAAAACCGUUAUUCAUUAGGUAUUUGGUAGUUUAAUCGAUUGAUUUUUGUCGCAUGAAUACAUCGAUAUGGAUCUCAGGCAGCACCCGGAUUUAAUCAGCACUCUCAGACUUUUCAUCCAGAGGUUGGGUAGUUGGGGCACGUCCAGAGGGGAUAACGACAGUUCUGAUGAUGAAAUUAUCAUCUCAGAGACAAUGCCCAAAAAUAUGGCUUUUUGCAGCACAGAACAGCUCACUAAGAAUGAUAUAUGUUUCGAGACGAAACUGGCGUCUGGGCUGGUUCAAACUGAGGAGAAAGAUGUGAAUCAGUGUGUGACGUCCAUCAUUCAGAGGAGCCAGCUUGGGCCUGGCUUCACUACUGGACAAAUCCGCAGGAUCGGAAAUCAUUUUUUGCCAAAUACCAUGAAGAAGGUUGAUAAGUACAAUAGCAAAGCUUUCUGUGGGACCUACUCCAAGAAUGGGGAUCUACUCGUCACUGCCAGUCAAGAUAACUAUUUGCGAUUUUAUCACACACGAAGUGGAGUUUACAAGCUGUUCAAAAAAUUGAAUGCCCAAAAUGUGUCCUGGAGUAUUUUGGACACUGCAUUCAGCCCUGAUGGGAAUUAUAUUGCCUAUUCGAGUUGGUCCGACUCAUUGUACCUUUGUCCGAUUUACGGAGACUCAAAUAUCCAAGAGGCUCUUCCCCUCGCCCCCUCGGACACGGGAAGGUUCUGUAUAUUUUCACUAGUAUUCUCGAGUGAUGGCAGGGAGAUCCUCGGUGCUGCCAACGAUGGGUGUCUUUAUGUGUACGAUAGAGAGUGUCACCAGUGUGCCAUCAAAAUUGAGGGUCAUGCGGAGGAUGCCAAUACAGUUGCUUUUGCUGAUAGCACGUCACAGAUUUUGUACAGUGGGGGGGAUGAUGGUCUCUGUAAGGUCUGGGACAGAAGAACCCUGAACGAAGCGAAUCCUCACCCAGUGGGAAUCCUGGCGGGUCACACGGACGGAAUAACCUACGUAGAUCCCCGUGGUGAUGGUCGCUAUCUGAUAACAAACAGUAAGGACCAAACUAUAAAACUCUGGGAUGUGCGGGUGUUCUCGAGCGCCGAGGCUGUCGACAACACUCGUCGAGCUGUCGCCAAUCAGAACUGGGAUUACAGAUGGCAACGUGUUCCCAAGAAGUUUUACACUGCUAACAAAGGGAAGUUGGAAGGUGAUACGAGUGUGAUGACAUACAGGGGCCAUAUGGUUGUGCAGACAUUGGUGAGGUGUCAUUUUUCUCCACCUGUUACGACAGGCCAGAGAUACAUUUACAGUGGCUGUGGAACUGGAAAAGUUAUAAUUUAUGAUCUCCUAACUGGGAGUAUAGUUAGAACAUUGGAAGGACACAAGGGUUGCGUCAGAGAUGUCAGCUGGCACCCAUAUCGACACGAAAUCAUAUCAUCCUCUUGGGACGGGGUGAUUGGUGCCUGGAAAUAUCUCACCAAUGAUUCAGAAUUGCACGACGAGUGGGCGGAAGGAUAUUAUCAACAGAAGAAUAAACAAUCGAAUCGAAGAAAUACAUAAAAUACUAUUUUAACUACGUUUAACGAGUAAGUGCUAAUAAAUGUUGAAUAUUCCACUGGAGAGAAGGGGAUAUAAUAUUAUGAAA